Messenger RNA from Hordeum vulgare subsp. vulgare (domesticated barley), 1803 nucleotides. Its product is annotated as glucan endo-1,3-beta-glucosidase. Lineage: Eukaryota; Viridiplantae; Streptophyta; Magnoliopsida; Poales; Poaceae. The record is from RefSeq and is a predicted model, not a curated record. Bases 77 to 1453 code for a protein of 458 amino acids. Gene Ontology annotation, cellular component: plasma membrane. The transcript has 3 exons. Gene Ontology annotation, molecular function: hydrolase activity, hydrolyzing O-glycosyl compounds. Gene Ontology annotation, biological process: carbohydrate metabolic process.
UCCGGGGGUAGUAUUUGAACGGAACCCCCGUUGCCACUUCAAAUCAGACCCGCAAUCGACCACACUCCACCUCGCGAUGCCGCUCCUCCUCCUCCUCCUGAUGCUGCUCGCCGCCGGCGCGGCGGGGGCAGAGUCGGCGACCCCUUCGCUUCCCAUCGGCGUCAACUACGGCGCAAACGCCGACAACCUCCCCUCCCCGACCUCCGUCGCCACCUUCCUCGCCACCAAGACCACCAUCAACCGCGUCAAGCUCUUCGAUGCCAACCCGGUCUUCAUCUCCGCCUUUGCCGGCACGCCCAUCUCCCUCGUCGUCUCCCUCCCCAACUCCGCCCUCCCCGCCCUCGCCGACAAGGCCACCGGCCUCGACGCCGCGCGGUCCUGGAUCCGCGCGAACCUUUCCCCCUACGUCCCCGCCACCAACGUCACCCUCCUCCUCGCCGGCAACGAGAUCCUCCUCUCCACCGACACCAACCUCAUCCUCUCCCUCCUCCCCGCCAUGCGCCGCCUUGCGCAGGCCCUCAAGGCCGAGGGCCUCACCGGCGUCCGCGUCACCACCCCGCACUACCUCGGCAUCCUCGCCCCCUCGGACGGCAUCCCCUCCAACGCCACAUUCCGGGCGGGUUACAACACCAAGCUGUUCCCGGCCUUGCUCCAGUUCCACCGCGACACCGGGUCGCCCUUCAUGGUGAACCCUUACCCCUACUUCAGCUACCGGCCGGAGACGCUCAACUACGCGCUCUUCCGCCCCAACAGCGGCAUCUACGACCCCGCAACGAAGCUCAACUACACCAGCAUGUUCGAUGCCCAGAUGGACGCAAUCUACACCGCCAUGAAGAAGCUCGGCUACGGAGACGUCGACAUCGCCGUCGGGGAGGCCGGAUGGCCCACCCAGGCCGAGCCCGGGCAGAUUGGCGUCGGGGUGCAGGAGGCGAGGGACUUCAACGAGGGCAUGAUUCGGGUGUGCAGCAGCGGUAAGGGCACGCCGCUCAUGCCCAACAGGACAUUCGAGACCUACCUCUUCUCCCUCUUCGACGAGAACCAAAAACCUGGGCCAAUCGCCGAAAGGCACUUUGGCCUCUUCAACCCGGACUUCACGCCCGUCUACGACCUCGGACUCCUCCGGGACGGCUCGUCUCUUGCUCCAACCCCUUCACCCAAUCCGAGCCCUAAGCCCUCGCCGUCGGGAGGCGGGAAGUGGUGCGUUGCCAAGGACGGCGCCAACGGGACGGACCUGCAGAACAACAUCAACUACGCCUGCGGCUUCGUAGACUGCAAGGCGAUACAGAGCGGCGGCGCCUGCUUCAGCCCCAACAGCUUGCAGUCUCAUGCGUCGUACGUGAUGAACGCCUACUACCAGGCCAACGGCCACACCGACUCGGCGUGCGACUUCAAGGGCACCGGCGUCGUCACGUCCAGCGACCCCAGUUACGGGGGUUGCAAGUACGUCUCCUGACGGUACGCAGCAAGCUACGGCAGUACGAGGGCGGGGGCGCCAGCCUUCAGCCCACUACCAUCUCCAUCUCGGAGCCGCGGUGGCGGCAGCGACGGAGGACUGCUGAUACUGCCGGGCUUGCGCCAUGUUCUUCUAUACUCGUGUCUGACAGCCAUGCUUCUUCUUCCUUUCUAGUCAUAAAUAUAAAUAUCAAUCAUCGCCUCUUAGCUUAGCGCAGACAGGCGGCUGUAGCGUGAUGUUGGGCCGUAUUGCAUUGAACCGCAUUAAUUUAUUUUUCGUUCUCUUCUGUGGUUGUCAUUGCAUUUCAUGUAGAAAAUACAAUAAACGAAUAGAGGUAGCCUUGGUAUGUA